UAUUCAAGUGGAACUUCUUUGAGUGGAGCUCAUGUUUAUUCUUUGAAUAUUUUCAAUUUUGCAUUCCUUGGAGCAUUGUUUAUUUAAGUUAAGGCAUAUUUACUAAAAAAAUAUGGCCUUCCUGUAUUGUUUAGUCGUCUUUUUAAACUUCAUUUCGAUUUCGAAGCCAUCUGAAGUUCCGGUUGGCCAUUUAAAGCCUCUAGGUUCGCAUCGUCCUCCAGAAACCGAUCUCAUCGACUAUGUCGACGAAUGGCCUAAUCCCAGAGAAUUUUGGGAGAAAUAUGUUAAACCAUCGAGAGCAUUAGUCGUGCGAGGGGGAGCGAAGAGUUCCAAAGGUUUUACGGCGUGGACAGACGAAUAUUUGGUGAAAAAUUAUGGAGACCUUGAGCUGAGGCUGGAAGGAAAGAAAGAAAAGAGUGGGCUACUGCCUGUCGGAGACAAAGGAGUUGGAAGAGGAACUUUAAGACAUUUUAUAGAAAACUACCAUUCUAAUCAUUCAGACACAUAUGUAGUGUCGGAGAUGCCAAUACCGAUGUUUAAAGACUUCAGUGUGCCCCCACCUUUGACGUGCGGCUCGUUUAAAGACUCUUUUGUUGAAGUUGAUCUAUGGAUGAGUGGUGGUGGGACAGACAGUCUUUUACAUAAAGAUGCUUUCAAUGCCAUAAAUUGUUUAAUCAAUGGCACAAAACAAUGGAAAAUGAUUGAAUACAAGUAUGAAGAUAAGAUUUAUAAGGCCUGGGAACCACCACAAAUGAUUGGAGGUUUUUCCAAGCUCAAAGUAAAUAAAGUUAACCUGAUUAAGCAUCCUUUGGUGUCUGAGGUUAAGUGGUCUUUACUCAAGAUUAAUGCAGGGGACUGUCUUUUUCUUCCAAAAAGUUACUAUCAUCAAGUUUCAUCAUCAGGAACAAAUAAUUUAGCUGUUGCUUUGCUUUUCUCUCGCUUUGAACUGAUUGAUAACUUGGACUUCAGCGAUUGUGACAAACCACUCCACCCCACCCCCCUUAGUGAGAUGGAUUUGGAUUGGAAAUAUUCAGGACAUGGGAACUUGUCUAUGGGGAAUACUGAUACUGGAUCUGUUAGGCAAUCAAUGCUGUACCUCUUUGGAGACAAAAAAGCCCUCACAAGAGAAGAAGCUAUGAAAAUUGGUAAACAAAAAAUGUCUCAGUAUGAAAAGGACAAUAAAAUGUAUUAUGUCCAUGGACUAAGAGAAAAUAUUCAGAAGUGGUUUGAUUACUUUGCUGAUGAUAGUGGCAUAAUCACACUUGAACAGAUUAAAAAYAUAACAAGGGAUCAAUUGAGAUCUUUUCUCUUGRCAACUGAAGGAACUGACUUGACCAACACAGAAGACCAUGAAUAUGGUUAUGUUUCUCUUGAURACAUAAGGUAUAUCUUUGAAGAUUUUAAAGAGAGAAAAGAACCAAUAAUUCGAAAACGAUUUAUUGAUGCUUACAUCAAGGAAACUGCAGGAACUGAAAAGUUUGCUUCUGAGCUGUUUGAUAAAAUCGAUGCAAAUGCUGAUGGAGAAAUAACACCAAAAGAGCUAAAAGAAAACCUUAACUCAGCUCUAGAGCCAUACAUUAGAUGGAGUGAGGCAAAUGCUGAAAGGACAGUGUCUGAAUCYUACGAUGAAAACGAAAAUGAAAAUAGGGAUGCACCACAGGAUGAAUCUCAAUUGCGAGAUGAGUUGUAACUUGUUUACUUACAUUUACUGCAAUAUUUAUACAAGUUAGCACUUAGCCCAGAACUGGACCCUCUUUUAUCCUUGCGCACACGGAUUUGAAAACUAUUUGAAUCAAUGUUCUCAACUGUCAAGAUAAAAUAUUUAUUUAUCAAUCUUCUUGAGUGCGCGCUUUGGAUUUUUAACUUUUACUUCUAUAGUAAUUGAGAAAAGAGGGUCCAGUUCUGGAC
This is a messenger RNA of Exaiptasia diaphana, 1908 nucleotides long. RefSeq lists its product as uncharacterized. Lineage: Eukaryota; Metazoa; Cnidaria; Anthozoa; Actiniaria; Aiptasiidae. The record is from RefSeq and is a predicted model, not a curated record. Gene Ontology annotation, molecular function: calcium ion binding; 2-oxoglutarate-dependent dioxygenase activity. The coding region runs from base 113 to 1690 and encodes 525 amino acids. The transcript is spliced from 9 exons.